AUGGGAUACUUUGACUGUGAAUAUAAUGCGUUGGGAAGAGAUAAAGCAGGCGUUCUUGUUAAGUGCGAAGGCUCUGAAGUAAUAGGAAUGCUGAACGGGCCCUUUGAGCCUUCUGGGGGCAUACUUAACAUGUACAGCGGCUCGGUCCGAGUCAUUAUCAUGGGAAGCAGCAAAACCAGAACCCAGUAUGCAUCACUGCAAGAGAACAUUGAGAGAAUUUUAAUGGAUCUUAUUUAUCUUAGAGACUACCCCAGGUGCGUGCUUGAAAUUAGGAUAUUUGUGGUUUCUUCAAUAGAGAAUAUCUUGGCAGCCAUACUUAACACGAUUUCUGUGCUGCUAAUCAAUGCAGGCAUUCAAAUGAAGGGAAUUCUACUUGCUGUGCAUGACUCUGCGGCAUUUAGUACAUCAGCUUAUAUCUAUUCAAACACAAAGUAUCAGAAAGUGCUCCGGGUGGGACAGCCUGCCAAGGAAGACGUUGCAAAGCUUGCAGACCUUUUAGAAAGAAUGACAUACUCGCUAAAGGAAGACUAUAAAAAGGACUGGCAGAUAGCCCUAUAUAAAUAA
Molecule: messenger RNA, 564 nt
Organism: Nematocida ausubeli
Lineage: Eukaryota; Fungi; Microsporidia
Exons: 1
Coding region: 1-564 (187 amino acids)
Source: RefSeq, a predicted model, not a curated record